This is a messenger RNA of Dendrobium catenatum, 3636 nucleotides long. RefSeq lists its product as uncharacterized. The record is from RefSeq and is a predicted model, not a curated record. Lineage: Eukaryota; Viridiplantae; Streptophyta; Magnoliopsida; Asparagales; Orchidaceae. The transcript has 5 exons. The coding region runs from base 1 to 3636 and encodes 1211 amino acids.
AUGGUUUCGGUCUCAUACUCCACUGACUUUCCUCCACUCCCUGGUUCGGGAGGACCUGUUUUCUCUGCUCCUCCUGGACUUAACUUCCUCUCCAACCUUACCAACAAAGAUCCUAUUGCUUCGAAGUUUUCUCUCUCUUUUGUUCCUCCUGCUCCAAAGAUCCCCUUUUCAGCUGGUGAGCUUCAGCUUGGGACGUCCGACUGGAGUUUAUCGCUUGUUGGUUACUUUGUUGGUCCGAGGCCAACUUAUUUAAGCUUGCAGAAUGUGGUCCAGAAAGCAUGGAACCCCAAAGGUGCGAUCGACUUGCUUUCUUUAAAUGAUAAUCCUAAGUUCAUCCCCAAGCGCGAUGAGUUCACCUCCAUUCCUAUCUGGGUAAAGAUUGUUGACCUUCCGCUGGCUGUUUGGAAUCCUCUGGGCAUUUCCAAAAUUGCUAGUUUUAUUGGCCAUCCUUUAGCAGUCGAUGCUUUAACUGCUCGAAAAACUCGUCUAACCUUUGCUAGGGUCUGCGUCUUGGUGACAAGCAAAUCUACUUUUCCAGACGAAAUUCCUAUCUCUUUAGACGGUGAUGAUGUCAACCUUAAAGUCAUUUAUGACUGGAAACCCACGCCCUGUUCUGGCUGUGGUUCACUUGUUCACCCUCCUAAUCUGUCCCAAAAAUCCUCAACCGAAAGCGAUGAUCCCUUUUCAACCCAUAGCCAGAAGCAAAAGCAGACCCAGAGCUGCAACAAUUUUGACAAUUCUGGUCCGAGUUUUAUUUGGCUGAAAUGGAAUCCUUCCGCUGUCACUUUUCAAAUGUCUCAAUGCUCUACCCAGUUCAUCCAUGGUAUUGUUUCUACUCCUCAUUCUGCUUCUUUUGCCUUAACUGCGGUUUAUGCUGCCAACUCUUUGGCAGAAAGAAUUUCUCUUUGGAAAGAGUUGGCUCAAAUUGCGGAGGGGAUGUUAUUUGAUUCUGGAACUUUUGAACUUUCAUCCACUGGUUUGAAUUUCACCUGGUUUAAUCAAAGAUCUGAUGAUCCUAUCCACAUCAAGUUAGACAGAAUGAUUGUUAACUAUGAUUGGCUUGUUAAAUUCCCCAUUUCCUAUUAUAAAGUCGAACCUCCUGGCUGCUCUGACCACUCUCCCCUUAUUCUAUAUUCGGGCAAUCUGCAUAAGCCUGCUGGGAGAUUCUUAUUUAAGAACUACUGGAUACAUAUGGAGGGGUUUUGGGAUUGUGUUUUAUCUGCUUUCUCUACCCAUACUUCUGCUAGCCCUAUUGCCAAUCUCUAUCUGAAGCUAAAAACGUUGAAGAAUUGUUUAAAGAAAAGAAAUUGGUCCUCUGCCAAUUUCUUACAGGAUAAGGUUAGGUUGUUGGAGCACAAUCAAAGUAGAUGUCUGGAACUUUUGCAAAGGGACCCUCUUAACCCUGAACUUAAUAUCUCUCUUAAAGAAAUCAAUUCCUCUCUGGGUUUUUACCAGAAAGCUUGGACCAACUGGAUAAUGCAAAGGGGGAAAGCUAAAUGGCUGUCUAAUGGUGAGGAUGACUUGGGUUAUUUAUAUGCAAGGAUUAAAUCGAGAGGCAACUCCAACUGUAUCAAAGUUAUUACUACUGUCGAAGGGGUGUUUACCUAUCCCUCUGAUAUUGCUCGUGCUACUGUUAGCCGUUUUAAAGGGAUUUUUAAUGCCACUCCUCCCCCCCUCAUGAAUGGUGAGAUCAUCUAUCCUAAAGGCUCUGUUAUUCCUCAAGACCAACAAUCCAUUCUUAUUAACCAGGUGACUAAUCAGGAGAUCAAAGAGAUUAUUUUCUCGGGCUCCAAAUCCUCUUCCCCUGGGCCCGACGGAUAUACCUAUGAAUUUUAUAAAUCUACUUGGAGCAUCACGGGGCACUAUGUUUGCCAAGCUGUUAAAAUUUUUUUUGAAACUGGAUCUUUCCCCAACUCUGUUAAAGCCACGGCAAUUGUUCUUAUUCCCAAGACUUCCCACGCCUCUCAUAUCAAUGAGUUUAGACCCAUCUCCCUUUGCAAUACCUUUUACAAAAUCAUUGCAAAAAUUUUGGUGAAUAGGAUGAAACCUUUUAUGCCUAAUAUCAUUCAUAACAGCCAGUUUGGGUUCAUCAAGGAUCGGUUAGCCAUUGAUAACAUUAUUUUGGCAAUGGAAAUUUUGAAAGAUUUCAAGAAUACUUUUGGGAAAGAUUACUUCUGUGCUAAGUUGGAUAUCAAGAAAACUUUUGAUUGCAUUUCUACAGAUUUUAUCAUUUCUAGAAUGCACGAGAAAGGCUUUCCUCCGAAGUUCAUUUCGUGGAUCAAAGGUUGUAUUUUUUAUGUGCCUUUUUUAGUUUGCAUUAACGGUGCUCUCCAAGGUUAUUUCACUUCUACUUCGGGUUUAAGACAGGGGUGCCCCCUCUCCCCCCUUCUUUUUGCCAUUGCUAUGGAUGCUUUCUCUGGAUAUCUGGAUGGUAGGAUUCAAUACUUGAAAUUUACGAUUGCCAACACGAUUGCGUAUUGGAUUCGGGGAGCUAUAAUACCUAAAGCUGGUUGUAAAAUCAUUGAUAGAAUGUGUGCUAGAUUCUUAUACCAUGGGUCCAUUACUGAGAAGAAACUUCAUCUGAUAUCCUGGAAGAAAACUACCAUGCCUUACUGCUUGGGGGGUCUUGGCAUACCUGACUUAAAAUCCAUGUACUUUAGGUUUGCUAGCACUUUCCUGUGGAGAUUCUACUUAUUUAAAACCCCUCUUAAUAGCUGGUACAAGUUGAAAUUUGAUUCUCCUUUUAAACCCAUUAGUUCUAAGGCCUCUCAUUACUGGAAACUUAUUUGCUCUAUUGCUCAAUCUAUUAAGAACUCUCUGAAUUUCCAUGUUACUGAUUCGGACUGCUCCCUGUCUCUCCUUUGGGAUCCUUGGGUGAAUGGGCAAUCUUUGGCUGAUCUUAACCUGCAUUGUUUUCCGAAUAACAUGAUGGUUUGCAACCUGGUGGCUAAUGGCAUCUGGGAUUUGAGAAAUGUUCAUGUUCAAUUGCAACAUAUUUUAAAUGCUAUUCCGAUUCAGGUGGGGGGCAAUGUGAUUUCCUGGACUGGGAAAGGAGUUCCUAAUUUCAAAACUUUUUCUAGGAAGUUUUUUGGGGAAAUUAUUGAAGUCCCUUGGCAUAAAUAUAUAUGGCAUAAACAUUUUGCCAUCCAUUACUCUUCUUACACUUGGUUAGCUAUUAAUGAGGGGCUUAAAACUGCUGAUGUUUUAGCUGCUAGAAGGAUUCAUAUUAACACUCGCUGUUACUUUUGUCAUACUGAAGAUGAAUCCACCUCCCACCUGUUUUUCCAAUGCCCGUUCUCUUUCGCUGUCUUACAAUCACUGAUUCCCGAAGUGAGAUGUUUCCUUUUAAGGCCUAAUAUCCUGCAACUUUUUGAAUAUUUUGAGGAUUUUCAAGUUUUUGGCGCUGCUGAGCGAAAUUUCUGCUACCUCUCUAUAUGCUGUUUGGUUUAUUUUCUGUGGAGAGAGAGGAAUGAUAGGAGGUAUGGUGGCAUUCAUAGCACUGUUUUUGCCGUCAGCCACAAAAUUUCCAGGGCCAUUUCGGCUAAAGUUUCCAAAUGGAAACACGUUGAUAGCUUACAAAUCACUUUCCCCAACUGUUUUUCUGGGAGAUAUUACCAACAGGCAGAGAAUUUUUGA